CAAUUUCACAAAAAGAGCUCUUUCCUCUAGUUUAGGUAAAUUUAAAAUUUGAAUCCUCUAGCAAAAGAAAGUAGGUAGGUAUAUAGUAAAAAUUAUCAAAUAUAGAGGCGUCUAAACUCUAAAAGAUAACAUACUAAGAUGCUAUACCUAUUAAGUAUGAUUUUUUUAAGGACUUUAAAUUACUAGAUUUUAGAUUGAACAUGGAAAUAUUUAUGUACCUACUCUUAUAAUCUUGCUUCUAUAAUGUUCUGCCUCUUUUUUCCUUAUUGAAUUUCGUUCAAGAAAUAUAAAUGAACAUCAGCCAAUUAAAUCAAUUGAGCACAACUACUAUUUGUGCUGUAAGUUACCAUGGAAAAGUAAUCUUGGUUUCAUCGAUAAAACACUGGAACUGAAACAAACAAGCUAUUGUAGCAAAUUUAGUUGAAGCGAUUAUGCCAAAAGGUAAAAAGAAAAAACCGAAAAAUAAUAAAAAUGGCGAUAAAAACAAGAAGAAAGGCGGUGGGAAACCGAAAAAGGGGACUGGAAAGAAAGCAAGAUCUAAAAGUGCAAGAUGUAAUGUGGAUAUUUUUACGGAAGCGGCAAUGGAAAAUGCUUACACCACUUGCCACAAUGUCCAAGAUUUACUACGCUGGAGGGGAUUUCCUUGGCCUGAUGCACAGAAAAAGAAAAAGAAGGGAAAGAAAUAGAGUAUUAAUAUAUCACUAGCACCUAGGUGCUAAUCAGUAUUUUUUUUCAAAUAGCCACUUAAAUUUAAUGAAUAUAUAAUAAAGCGAGAAAAAGGUUGAAGUUUUAUUUUGAAAUUAAAGGAGUAAGGAAAUCAAAUCAAGAGCCGGAAAUAGUUCAUAUUUUAAUUAUUACCGGCUCUUGAAUCAAGACUAAAAAAUUUUACUUAGAGGAACUCAAGAGUCACUGUUGAAUUAUAUAGGAAAUCAAGAGCAGAAAACAUUUGAGAUUUUGAUUAUUA
Molecule: messenger RNA, 964 nt
Organism: Ceutorhynchus assimilis (cabbage seed weevil)
Lineage: Eukaryota; Metazoa; Arthropoda; Insecta; Coleoptera; Curculionidae
Source: the annotation of a GenBank genome assembly